UUGAGGUUAAAAAUUUAAAUUUUUUUCAUAAAAAAAGUGCUUUCAAGUACUUUCAAGAAAUGGCCAGAAAUAUAAUAGCUACUUCAAACUCAUUAUCUUAUUUACAAGAAUGUGUUACAUCUGAGUCCCUUUCUGCUGGACUGAUUUUUGGUCAGAUAUGUCAAGGGAAAAAUUACAUCUGCCAUAUGGCCAAAACAUCUAUGCCGCAAGAGAAUUUUAAAAAUAUAACUGAUAUAAAUAUCUUAUCGAUAGCUGACCAUGCUAAACAAGCUACAAAAAUGCUAUCAGGUGGCAUGUAUGUAAUUGGUAUUUUUAUAGUAUCUCAAACAGAUUUAAUUUCAUCCUUUCCCGCUCAUCUGAAAGCAGUCCUUCAUCAAUUGAAUAAAUCUCUUUUAACAGAGUAUUUAUGUGGAAACUCAGGAACUAAUGAAAAAAUUGUUCUGAAUUAUUGUUCAAACUCAAAGAAUGUGAAAUGUAAAGUGUAUGAUACCUCUACUGCUGGUGUGAGACCAGCAGAAAUAAAAUUUUCUGAUGAGAUAACGUGGGUUCGUUUAGACUGCAAAUAUGAAAUAUGUGAAAAUUACUGCUGGGAAGAAAAAGGCUCUGAAAUGGAUUUGAAACAACAAAUGAAUAUUAUUUUGAAAGAUGUUUGCAAAAACUUGAAAUCUGCAGUGAUACUUUUUGAUGGUGAAUUUAAAUCUGAAGACGAGAGCUUGGAAUCUGCCAGAAAGAAGAAAGAAGGAUUGAAAUCAGGAAAAUCGAGUUAUGAAAAUAUCAAACCAAAUAAUAAGCCAAUAAUAGUGCAUAUUCUAGAAGAUAAUGAAGAUCAGACUUCGGAUGCUGUAAUCAAAGAUACAAAUAAUCAAAUGAAAGUAGUGGGACAGAUAUCCAGUACAGUGUGGAUGAAUCCACAGAUUUCUUAUAAAAAAGUUAGGGAUGCCAUCAUUGAGGAUAUCGUAAGAAGUUUAUCGACAAGGCUAGAAAUGCAUUGCGAUUCUUUGAUAGAAGAAGAGCAUAAGGAAGAUUUGAAUAGUAUUCAUGAGCCACCUAGAAGAGUUAUGAUAGCUGUACCGGGUUCAGAUAUCACAGUUUCUGAUUAUUUAUUUCCUGGAGAAGGAGCAGAAGAAGCCAAAAGUUCUGUUGAAGAAAUUCUAGACAUAAAAUUGGAUGGUACAUCAGAUGAAAUUCAAGAAGUAGAAGGGUCGAUUGAUAUUUCAAAUUAUGGAAGUAACAUAAGCAAAAUGGUAGAAGGAAAGUUGUCAGAAGAGGAUAAAAGCCACGGUCAUAAGCUCUUCAUUUUUGGAUCAAUUUUCGCUCUGCUGGUUCUGGUUAUCUCAAUUCUGGUGCAUUUUGUUCUGAAAAAUUCUUAAUUGUUAAGUUACAGAUGUAUAUAUUUUAUUUCUAUCCACAAUAUUUUAAACAUUCCAAGAUAAUAUGUUAAUUUAUUUGGUGUUUGUUCAAUAAAUCUGUUUUAUAAAUGA
Molecule: messenger RNA, 1481 nt
Organism: Coccinella septempunctata (seven-spotted ladybird)
Lineage: Eukaryota; Metazoa; Arthropoda; Insecta; Coleoptera; Coccinellidae
Product: protein odr-4 homolog
Exons: 6
Coding region: 60-1370 (436 amino acids)
Biological process (GO): intracellular protein localization
Cellular component (GO): endomembrane system
Source: RefSeq, a predicted model, not a curated record